Molecule: messenger RNA, 3096 nt
Organism: Stegostoma tigrinum
Lineage: Eukaryota; Metazoa; Chordata; Chondrichthyes; Orectolobiformes; Stegostomatidae
Exons: 14
Coding region: 218-2920 (900 amino acids)
Source: RefSeq, a predicted model, not a curated record
AUAAACACCUUUUUUAAAAAAAAACCUCUGUUUUCGAAUAAAAUCUGUGUCAGUGUGUGGCGAUCCAGUGUUUUAAUCUGAUAUUGCUGGAAAGUUGUCCUUUGAUUCCAUAAAACUGGGCGUGAAUCGAUUAAGCGAAAGUGAAAUUAAUCGUCUAGUUUGGAAGUCUGAAGAAUCUAUUCCCUGGAUUUAAAAGGAAACUUUCUAGUUUAAAAGGAUGGGAAUAUCACUUUUCUGUGUCGUCAUCGUACUUUUCACUUCAUUAAUAGGAGCUUUAGAAGUGGAGAUAUUUCCCUCACCACUGGAAGUUUUAGCAAAUGAGGAUGCUCUUUUAAAAUGUGAAUAUAAAGAACCAGAACCUGACCUCUCACAUGUAGCUGUUCGAUGGGCUUUAACAUCACAAACCAUCCAGAAAGAUGUGUAUGUAUUCAAUGGAGGAAAUCAUCAACCAAUCAGAAAUGGAGCAAAGAUUUUUGACAAUGAUUUACGGAAAGGAAAUGCUUCCCUUUACCUUCCAAAUGUGAAACUUUAUGAAGAAGGAACAUACACCUGCACUGUUUUUGUCACUCCCCAUAGAGAAGAAAAGAGUUCAAUGAUGCGAGUAUCAGUCCAACCAAAAGUCAGCAUGUCUAAACAAGAAAUCAAAACUGAAAAUGGUAUAGAGCACUUCUUGGAGUGUGAUGUUAAAGAAUUUUAUCCUAAACUGAUCAAUGUUAGUUGGUUCAAGUUAUCAAAUGGAAAAAUGGAAUAUGUUUCAACAAACCAUUCAACUAAGGAUAUCAUUAUGAACAGUGAUGGAACAUUCACUGUCUCCACUAAAGUGAGAACUGAACCAAUGUUGAAUGAACAAACUGACUACAGAUGUGUAGUGGAACAUAAAACCAUUUUCGACAAUUUUACACUGGAUGCUGACAGUGCUGCAGAUAAAAUACUGACUGUAUACCAAAUUAUUGGAGGCAUUGCUGGCUUCUGUGCACUAUGUAUAGGAGUUUGUGCAGGAAUUUGUAUCUGGUACAAAAAAUCGAAAGGACAACAAGAAGCAGAUGAAGCUAAACAUGAAUCUGAAAGGUCGUUACUUGCAAAAGUUCCAUGUAUAAUUAGUGAUAUCAAGACACCGUUUGAAAUCAGAGAUGGUGUGGAAAGCCGUCUGAAUUGGAAAGUUGCUGUAGUCAGCCCAGGAGUGGUGACUAUUGUUACAUCGAUCAAAAGGAAGCACGAAAAGGAUGAAAAGAAAUUAUUUCACUGGCAAUCUAAAGCGCCACAGUCAGGACCAAGGAGAGUAACUUUUCCCCUCAAAAGUCUAUCAGGCUCAUGUGAGAAAGAUGAUUCCUUCUGUGCAGAAGAGCCAGAAUUACACCGCAGUUCUGACGGGACGUUCUUCAUUCCCUGCACAAUUACAAUGCAUCCCAAUGUAUCCAAGGAUGAUGGUGCUGUGGUAACGAUCAAAGUUGAACAGGAUUCUAUAGAGGAAACCUUGACUAAAAGCACGGUACUAAAAGUCACAGCAGGUGAAGAAAGCCAGACAGAUCAGGGAGAGCAAGUCACUGAUCACCUCAACCAAGAACACUUGCAAAAUGAAAAUCAGCAGGAAGCUGAAGUUGGAAAUAGUCAAAAAGUUCUGCAUAUAAUUAGUGAUAUCAAGACACCGUUUGAAAUCAGAGAUGGUGUGGAAAGCCGUCUGAAUUGGAAAGUUGCUGUAGUCAGCCCAGGAGUGGUGACUAUUGUUACAUCGAUCAAAAGGAAGCACGAAAAGGAUGAAAAGAAAUUAUUUCACUGGCAAUCUGAAGCGCCACAGUCAGGACCAAGGAGAGUAACUUCUCCCCUCAAAAGUCUAUCAGGCUCAUGUGAGAAAGAUGAUUCCUUCUGUGCAGAAGAGCCAGAAUUACACCGCAGUUCUGACGGGACGUUCUUCAUUCCCUGCACAAUUACAAUGCAUCCCAAUGUAUCCAAGGAUGAUGGUGCUGUGGUAACGAUCAAAGUUGAACAGGAUUCCAUUGGCAAAGUCCUCACUAAACAAAUAGAACUAAAAGUCACAGCAGGUGAAGAAAGCCAGACAGAUCAGGGAGAGCAAGUCAAUGAUCAUCUCAACCAAGAACACUUGCAAAAUGAAAAUCAGCAGGAAGCUGAAGUUGGAAAUAGUCAAAAAGGUGAAGAAAGCCAGACAGAUCAGGGAGAGCAAGUCACUGAUCACCUCAACCAAGAACACUUGCAAAAUGAAAAUCAGCAGGAAGCUGAAGUUGGAAAUAGUCAAAAAGUUCUGCAUAUAAUUAGUGAUAUCAAGACACCGUUUGAAAUCAGAGAUGGUGUGGAAAGCCGUCUGAAUUGGAAAGUUGCUGUAGUCAGCCCAGGAGUGGUGACUAUUGUUACAUCGAUCAAAAGGAAGCACGAAAAGGAUGAAAAGAAAUUAUUUCACUGGCAAUCUGAAGCGCCACAGUCAGGACCAAGGAGAGUAACUUCUCCCCUCAAAAGUCUAUCAGGCUCAUGUGAGAAAGAUGAUUCCUUCUGUGCAGAAGAGCCAGAAUUACACCGCAGUUCUGACGGGACGUUCUUCAUUCCCUGCACAAUUACAAUGCAUCCCAAUGUAUCCAAGGAUGAUGGUGCUGUGGUAACGAUCAAAGUUGAACAGGAUUCCAUUGGCAAAGUCCUCACUAAACAAAUACAAGUAAAAGUCACAGCAGAAUCUCAAGAAAUCUGUAAAGACCAAGAAAGCCAUAUGCCUGAGACCAUGCAAGGCACUGAUCACCACAACCAAGACGAUUGUAACCAGGAAGCUGAAACUGGCAUUAAUCAAGAAGAUGAUGAAAACCAGCCAGAGGAGACAAUGGAAGUUCCUGAUCUCCUCAGUCAAGAAUGGUUGCAAGGUGAAAAUAAGCAGGAAGCUGAAGCUGGAAUUAAUCAAGCAGACAAUCCAAGUCAAUAGUGAACCAUCAAGUGUAAGGACACUUGCUGUGAUGUUUCGACCACAUUAAGAUGUUCUUCUACCAUAAGAUCAUGUUGAACUCAUGGGUGUGAAGAGAUCUCAAACAACACUAAAUGAGUCGUAUGAGCCUUCUGCUGUUAUUAAAGAAACUGUGAAUGGAUCAUCAUUGCCAGAUG